GUUUUAGGUUCUAGAUAUUUGAUUAAGUGUGUCAUAUCUUAAUUAAAUUCUAGAUUCAAACCCCAAGUUAGGAUAAGAGUGUGUAAUAUCUCUUAAACACCAACUUGGGAAGAUUUGGUUGCAUCCAAUGCCGAACUCAAAGCUCAAGUUGAGUAUUUGGCCAAACAAGUAGCUCAACUCACCAAGUUGAAAGCAUGGUCCAAACUCCAGAGGAAAGUGAAGAUGAGCAAGAAGAAGACGUCCAAUCAGGAGUUCCUUCUCCCACCAUAAGGAGAAACAACCAAGAGAAGUCUUCCUCUGAUUUCAAGGUUGAAAUCCCAACCUUUGAUGGCAAGGACGACCCCGAUGAUUUCAUCAAAUGGUUAGAAACGGUUGAACGCGCCUUUGACUAUGCCGAAGUUCCGGAAGACAAGAAGGUCAAGUUGAUAGCCUUGAAGUUUAGAGGCUAUGCUUCCACGUGGUGGGCUAACACUACCACCAAAUGCAGAAGAGAAGGAAAACCCAUCGUGAAAACGUGGACAAAGAUGAUGGCCCUUUUGAAGAAGAAGUUUAUCCCCACUCACUAUGUGAGGGAGAAUUUUGCUAGGCUUCAACACUUGAGGCAAGGCAACCGGUCCGUAGAGGAGUACAACCGAGAGUUCGAGGAACUCUUGAUGAGGUGUGACCUUCAAGAGAACGAUUCACAAACAUUUGUGAGGUACCUAUUUGGCCUAAACACCCAAAUAGCCAACACCGUGGAGCUGCAAACGUUCGAAAGUCUUGACGAGCUAACUAAGUUAGCGUUGAAAGUGGAAGCCCAACUCAAGAAAGAACUUGUGGCCUCCAAUGCCGCCUUGCAAACUCAAGUGGAAUACUUGGCCAAAGAAGUGGCUAAGCUUACCAAGCAAAAGAUGUCCAUGUAUCAAAAUAGUGAAGAUGAAGAGGAAGCUAGCUUCAAAGUUGAUAAGUCCCAUUCUGACUUCAAAGUUGAUAUUCCAAUCUUUGAAGGGAAGAAUGACCCGGAUGAGUUUCUUGAGUGGUUAGAGACGGUGGAGCGAGUCUUUGAUUUUAAAGAAGUCUUCGACGACAAGAAGGUCAAGAUUGUGGCCUUAAAAUUCCGCAAGUACGCCUCCACUUGGUGGACGAACACCUGCACCAAACGGACUCGAAGUGAGAAGCCUCCCGUUGACUCAUGGCAAAAGAUGAGGAGCCUCUUGAAGAAGAAGUUUCUACCCACCGAAUACUCCCGAGAGAACUUUGCUAAGCUUCAAACGCUUAGGCAAGAGCUUGUUGUUGAGCAUUCCCGUGAGGCCAUACAACACACUUCCCCUUUUUUUUCUUCCUUUCCAUACCCUUUCUUUCUUUCCCUUACUAUCAUCAUGUCAAACACUUCCAACAACCUGUCCAACGAAGAGCUCCUAGCCUCCAAUGCUGCUCUCAAGGCCCAAGUUGAGUACUUGGCCAAGCAAGUUGCCCAACUCACUAAGCUCAAGAUGAGCAUGGUGAAUACUCCGGAGGAAAGCGAAGAAGAGGAAGAAGUUCACCCCGAAGCUAACUCUAGUAACACCACUAGAGAAGAGAAUCAUGAACGAGGAGCUACCGAUUUCAAGGUUGACAUACCAACCUUUGAAGGGAAGAACAAUCCGGAUGACUUUCUAGAGUGGCUAGAAACUGUUGAGCGCGUCUUUGACUUCAAAGAAGUGCCCGAAGAAAGAAAGGUCAAGAUCGUGGCCUUGAAGUUUCGGAAGUAUGCCUCCACCUGGUAGUCCAACCUAUCUACCAAAAGAAGGCGAGAGAAUAAGGCCCCCGUGAAGACUUGGCUCAAGAUGAGGAGCUUGUUGUAGAAGAAGUUCCUGCCCGAACAAUAUGUACGGGACAACUUUUCCAAACUGCAACACCUACGGCAAGGUCCUCGCUCAGUUGAAGACUAUACUCGGGAGUUUGAAUAACUUUUGAUGAGAUGC
This is a messenger RNA of Cuscuta campestris, 1943 nucleotides long. The record is from the annotation of a GenBank genome assembly. Lineage: Eukaryota; Viridiplantae; Streptophyta; Magnoliopsida; Solanales; Convolvulaceae.